Molecule: messenger RNA, 898 nt
Organism: Pneumocystis carinii B80
Lineage: Eukaryota; Fungi; Ascomycota; Pneumocystomycetes; Pneumocystales; Pneumocystaceae
Exons: 3
Coding region: 47-853 (268 amino acids)
Biological process (GO): regulation of transcription by RNA polymerase II
Cellular component (GO): nucleus
Molecular function (GO): cyclin-dependent protein serine/threonine kinase regulator activity
Source: RefSeq, a predicted model, not a curated record
GGUUAACCAUAUUCUAUAGUUUUAUGAUAAACAGAAUAUGAGCUGAAUGAGAAGGGAUAAUGCACAGAUAGAUGUCGAUCAGGCAAAGGAGACGCCGUCAAGGCGUUCAGGAGUUCCUAUAGAUCUGGAAGGAGAAAUGCGAAAUGCAGGAGCAGAGCUCAUUAGACAAGCAUCAAUCCUUCUUGAGCUACAUGUGACAUGUUUUGGGACAGCAGAAGUGUUGUUUCAACGGUUUUAUUAUAAUGAAUCAUUUAGAAAAUUUUCAGUUAAAGAAAUAGCUAUGGGAGCUAUUUUUACAGCUUCUAAAAUUACAGAGCAUCCAAUAAAAAUUAGGGACAUUAUAACGAUAUUUUUGAGGAUAUUUGAUUGUAGGGAGGGGAAACCGGUUAAAGUUCUUGAAUAUUUUGAUGAAUUUUUUUAUAGGACUAGGGAUCAAAUUUUGAUAGCAGAAAUUACAUUAUUAACAUCUCUUGGGUUUGAUACAUUUGUUGAACUUCCAUAUAGAUUGACUAUUUAUUAUUUACAAAUAUUGGAUUUAAUAAAUGAUAAAAUAAUAUUACAGAAAGUAUGGUCGUAUGUUAAUGAUGCAUUAUGUACAAGGGUUUCAUGUAUACAAAGUGCGCCAUCUAUUGCUAUAGGAUGUAUUUUUAUUGCUGCUAGAGAAGAGAAAAUUAAACUUCCAUAUGCAUGGUGGGAAAUUUUUGAUGUAUUUUUAGAAGAUGUAAAAUAUAUAGCAGCAAGUAUAAAUUCGUUUUAUAUAGAAGAAGAAGAACGGAAGAGGAGGGAGAGGGAAGGUCAUUUAACGCCGAUAGAUUUAGAAGAAUUGGAGAAAUAUUUAAGUGAAAAAAGAUAAUUUGUAUAUUAUAAAUAUAUUGGAAUUUUUAAAAAAAUUUAUGUA